AUGGUGGAACCGAGUUCACCGAUGCACCAAGACAAUCCACCUCAACGAAAUCUGCCGGUUUUCAACCGAACUAAACGAUAUGCCUCAACGUUCAGCCGCAUUGCGUUCAACAGACAACAAGAUAAUAACGAUGCUGAAUCCACCCACAAAAUUGGAGUGAACCAUCGGGGAGAUGGACGUGUCUAUUCGUCUCAGCGACAGCUAGGUGCAUUCAAAAGUAUAAGAAAGAGGAAACUUUUUGGCAAGAGAGUAUCAGAGAUUCCAUUCACAAUCAGUGAUGAUAGUGACGAUGAUGUUGAUAACAAAAGUUAUUACAACGCGUCGCAAUAUUUCUUUCAAAAUCAAAAUCUUCAUCACAGUCAUCGUCGUUAUAAGCACAACCAAUCUCAUUCGAACUGCUGCUACACUGACGCUGAGAAACGAAGAAAGGUCCUGUUGAAAUCUAUUACAUCAAUUAAUGAUGUUGAUGCAAGAAGUAAAAUUUCCAUUUGUGACAACACAUUUGACGAUAACAGAGACCAACGCUGGAUGACUCCUAGUUCCGACAGAUCGAAACUUACCAGAAGAUGUAGCAGUGUAAUGUCAUUUCGACAACUUCUGGCAAGUGCAGAUAUGACGGAUAACUGCAAUGGAAUAGAUGACUCUGGAAUGUUACUAAACAACAAUAACUACAAAAAUAGUAGUCCUAAGAGAACGAUGGAAAACUUCAAAACUCAUCAAAAUGAAGAAUUUUUUGGAAAGUUGGACAGGAUGCGAACAAAUUUAGCCAACAAUUGUUUAUCGAAAUUUGGCAAACAUUGCAUUCCAUUGAUGAAAGCACUAAAUAAAGACAACACUUACAACAAUAUAUUGGAAGCUCAUAUCGGUCCCAUAAAAAAUGACAACAAAAGACAAGCAAAUUUUGUAAAGGGCCUCCUUCUUUCGAAACAUCUCACCAACGUAACGAAGGGUCUCUACAUAUCCUGCACGCUCCAGUCAACUGGUAAAAUCUUAGUGACGUCACAUAAUUUGCUUCCAACUGUAAACGUUGAUUCAGAAAACGUGGCUGACCUGGAGUCUCAUUUUUUUUGGCUGAUGAAAGUUACAAGUGACUGGUCAUUGUUAACAAAUAUAAAACAGGCAAUGAAAAAAGAAGUACCAAGCUGCAAAAAAACUGAACAAAACAGCUUUCUUUUUAAAUACGCCAUUUUGAAAGCUGUCAACAUUUUACAAAAGAUAACCGGAAAUGAAAAGUUAGGCCAUCUCCACACCAACAUUUUAAGCGGAACGGAUUGCAACGUUUUUAUGUUUAUCAACAACGAUUUCAACGCCAAAUCGAAAUCAUCUCUGAAUUCGUCCCCAGUUCCAUCUUCCUCCUUGCCGACACUAUCGUGGAUGCCCUUGGGUAAGUUAUCAUCGUCAUCAACAGUUCCGAACAAAAAGCAAAAAAUUAGUGGAAUGUUAAACGACCUAACCAGCAAUUGCAAAAACUUUUUAAGGGAAUCAAAAAACUUGGAUGAGCAAUUGAAAAGUGGAGUAUACAUAAGCUACAUGUACCUGGCUUGUCACCUGCAACAUGGAAUGCAAAUUCUUGUUUCCAGACAAACACCUAACAACUUUCCAUCUACAAGAAUCGACGAUUAUCCCAGCAGCGGCAAUAAUACACAAACGACCGAUAGUUGUUUGAAGAUUUUAAACGGAUUACAAAGUAACAAGUUUGACGAUAUGGAAGAUAAUUUUAAAAGCAUGAUAUGUUCAAAGAUUCGUCAAUUUGAAGAUGCAACAUACGCCCAACUUCCGUUUACUCUAGAAACUUCACUAGCAUCAUCACCUUCAUCUGAAACACAAAAGACAAAGAGGGACAAGCCUGUUGAAGCUAUCUGCAAUCGCCUACAUACAUCGAUCCUACAUCUAAACGAUCAAGUUAAAAUGAUUCUACUCGCUCCUCCGCAUUCUCUUUUCUGCCCUCUCAUCACCCAAGACGCUAUUUCACCACUGCCGGAUUCUUUCUUCCUACCUAUGCGUACUUUUGAAAUGAUCCAGCUGAGAACAUACCAACCGCAAAUUUAUCAAAAGUAUUGUCAACUGUCCGUCAUCUUGGAAUUGGCAUUAGAAAUUUGCAAAAGUCGCAAGACUGCUUUGGAUGCCGGAAGCAAACAGCCAGAGGGGGAAUACAGGUCUGCAAUGCUUUCAGUAAACGCAAAGUUAUCUGAAUUAAAGAGAGAUAUAGAAGACACAUGGACAAGAUAUCGUUGGAUAGGAGAUGCUAUCAAAGAAGCACGGUUCCAAAUUAUAUUUGAUAAAAUCGUGACGGUCAAACACACAAUUACCGGACAGGAUUAUGCCCGAUCCAUUUUGAAGGCUACUACAGAUGAAAUUGCAGCUCCUAAGAAAAAACAUUUGGAUUGUUAG
Helobdella robusta is the source of this 2391-nucleotide messenger RNA. RefSeq lists its product as hypothetical. The record is from RefSeq and is a predicted model, not a curated record. The coding region runs from base 1 to 2391 and encodes 796 amino acids. The transcript is spliced from 3 exons. Lineage: Eukaryota; Metazoa; Annelida; Clitellata; Rhynchobdellida; Glossiphoniidae. Gene Ontology annotation, biological process: regulation of establishment of bipolar cell polarity; establishment of mitotic spindle orientation. Gene Ontology annotation, cellular component: spindle.